This is a messenger RNA of Dermatophagoides farinae (American house dust mite), 610 nucleotides long. RefSeq names its product blocked early in transport 5 (gene Bet5). Gene Ontology annotation, biological process: endoplasmic reticulum to Golgi vesicle-mediated transport. The record is from RefSeq and is a predicted model, not a curated record. Gene Ontology annotation, cellular component: TRAPP complex. NCBI's taxonomy places the organism in Eukaryota, Metazoa, Arthropoda, Arachnida, Sarcoptiformes, Pyroglyphidae.
AUAGUGUUGAAAUAGUGAACAUUUGUUUUGAUGAUUUUGUUGUCAAAACACGACCAGGCAAUUUUUUAUUAUUUGUUUGAUUGAAUUUUCUAUCAUCUUUGGGGACGAUAUAAAAAAUGGCCAUUUACAAUUUUCACAUCUUUGAUGGCGCCGGUAAUUGUCUAUUCUCAUUGUCACCAUCGGAUAAAUCAACCGAAAUAUUGUAUGGAUUUCUAUAUUCAUUGAAAUCAUUCGUACAACGUAUAUCACCUUCAUUGCAGAUGGAUAAUAAUUUUUUCUUCUAUCAAACAUCACAUUAUAAUCUGGUAUUCUAUGAAUUUGCCACAAGCAUCAAAUUCGUAUUGAUCACAUCACAUGAUAUUAAACGUGAUAGUCAAUUCUAUAAAGAAAUGAUGAUUCAACUACAUAAACAUGUGUAUGUAGAAUAUCAUGUAAAAAAUGGAAUCGGAUCAUCAUCAUCAUCAUCAACAAUUGAUUCGCAAUUAUUUCGACAACAAUUAACAACAUUCCUUACGCAAAACAUAAAACAACAAGGUUAAUCAUUAUCAAUUUUUUUUCAGUUUGUUUGUAAUGAAUUUGAAUAAGUAAUAAUUAAUUAAUAAAAAAAAAU